This is a messenger RNA of Acomys russatus (golden spiny mouse), 1275 nucleotides long. Its product is annotated as S-methylmethionine--homocysteine S-methyltransferase BHMT2. The record is from RefSeq and is a predicted model, not a curated record. Lineage: Eukaryota; Metazoa; Chordata; Mammalia; Rodentia; Muridae. Gene Ontology annotation, molecular function: zinc ion binding; betaine-homocysteine S-methyltransferase activity. Bases 111 to 1202 code for a protein of 363 amino acids. The transcript has 8 exons.
GGUGGAGGUGGGGGUGAAGGGUGAGUCCUCCCACGGAGGGGCGGGCUCCCUCACUGCGGCGCCUCCGGGACCCGUGCCACCGGGACCUGAGCCUGCACAGUCGCGGAGACAUGGCACCAGCUGGAGGCCCGCGGGCCAAGAAGGGCAUUUUGGAGCGUCUGGACAGCGGGGAGGUCGUGAUUGGGGAUGGCAGCUUUCUCCUCACUCUGGAGAAGAGAGGCUUUGUGAAGGCAGGGCUCUGGACCCCAGAAGCAGUGGUAGAGCAUCCAAGCGCAGUUCGCCAGCUUCACACAGAAUUCUUGAGAGCGGGGGCUGACGUCCUGCAGACGUUCACCUUUUCUGCCACUGAGGACAAUAUGGAAAGGAAGUGGGAAGACGUGAAUGCAGCCGCCUGUGACCUGGCCAGGGAGGUGGCCGAUGGAGGGGAUGCUCUGGUGGCAGGGAGCAUCUGCCAGACAUCACUGGACAAACACCACAAGGACGAAACUAGAAUUAAAAACCUUUUCCGACUACAGCUACAAGUCUUUGCCAGGAAAAACGUAGACUUCCUGAUUGCAGAGUAUUUUGAGGAUGUAGAAGAAGCUGUGUGGGCUGUGGAAGUCUUGAGAGAAGUGGGGAAAUCUGCGGCUGUGACCAUGUGCAUUGGCCCAGAGGGGGACAUGCACGGCGUGACACCUGGAAAAUGUGCAGUGAAACUGGCACAGGCAGGGGCAGACAUCGUUGGAGUCAACUGCCGGUUUGGACCCUGGACCAGCUUACAGACCAUAAGGCUCAUGAAGGAGGGCCUCAGGGAUUCGGGCCUGCAAGCUCACCUGAUGGUGCAGUGCCUGGGCUUCCACACACCUGACUGUGGCAAGGGAGGGUUUGUGGACCUCCCAGAAUAUCCCUUCUGCCUGGAACCCAGAGUUGCGACCAGAUGGGAUAUUCAAAAAUACGCCAGAGAGGCCUACAACCUGGGGGUCAGGUACAUUGGCGGCUGCUGCGGAUUUGAGCCCUACCACAUCAGGGCGAUUGCAGAGGAGCUGGCCCCAGAAAGGGGGUUCCUGCCACCAGCUUCAGAAAAACAUGGCAGCUGGGGAAGUGGUUUGAACAUGCACACCAAACCCUGGGUCAGAGCCAGGGCUAGUCGGGAAUACUGGGAGAGCCUGCUGCCAGCUUCAGGAAGACCUUUCUGUCCUUCCCUAUCAAAGCCGGACGCAUAAGGAGCAGAGAAAGAAAACUCCGAAGCUAGAAACCACAGCAAGCCCCGUCUGGAACCGACCUCGCUGCUGUCCU